Molecule: messenger RNA, 705 nt
Organism: Contarinia nasturtii (swede midge)
Lineage: Eukaryota; Metazoa; Arthropoda; Insecta; Diptera; Cecidomyiidae
Gene: SmD3
Product: small nuclear ribonucleoprotein Sm D3
Exons: 3
Coding region: 126-566 (146 amino acids)
Biological process (GO): spliceosomal snRNP assembly; RNA processing
Cellular component (GO): U1 snRNP; SMN-Sm protein complex; commitment complex
Molecular function (GO): RNA binding
Source: RefSeq, a predicted model, not a curated record
GUUUUGAAUAGUCAUAACCUUAAAUAUUGAUUAAAUCAUAUAAAGCUGCACAUACAAUUCGCGCUUAAAGAACUAAAAAAUAUUGUUUAUUUUUUUAUUCGAAAUCAUUCAAUUUCAAUAGUAAAAUGUCAAUUGGCGUUCCAAUUAAGGUAUUACACGAAGCAGAGGGUCAUAUUGUCACAUGUGAAACAAUAACCGGUGAAGUUUAUCGUGGCAAACUAAUCGAAGCCGAAGACAACAUGAAUUGUCAAAUGACUCAAAUUACAGUCACUUAUCGGGAUGGCCGCACAGCCAAUUUGGAAAAUGUUUAUAUUCGUGGUUCUAAAAUUCGCUUUAUGAUACUGCCCGACAUGUUGAAAAAUGCACCGAUGUUCAAAAAAGCCGGCCCAAAGGCAGGAACGGCCGGCAGGGGUAAAUCAGCACUACUGCGAGCGCAAACGGCAUCUAGAGGGAGGGGUGGUGGACGAGGUGCUGCAGGCAGUUCCAAAGGAACUGGAGCUGGUCGUGGUGGUGCUUGGCAAGGCGGUCAAAAUGCUGGAAGGGGAGCUGGAAGAGGUGGCUUAUAAGAUAGUUGCUUUGUCAAUUAUGGAACAUUUUCCCUUCAAAUACACAGAUACACACAAACUUCAUAUAAAUGUUUAUUCAUAAGUUUCUUCAUAAAAUACAAUAAACUGUUUGAAAAAAAAACAUAGAGUUAUAUUUGUU